Messenger RNA from Adineta steineri, 3704 nucleotides. Lineage: Eukaryota; Metazoa; Rotifera; Eurotatoria; Adinetida; Adinetidae. The record is from the annotation of a GenBank genome assembly.
AUGAACAAUCAUUGACAUAUUGUGAACUGUUAUAUUAUGUUCAAGUGUUAUCUUUAACUCUUCUUAACGAAUAUCAUGUGGUUCCAGGUGAGAUCGUAUGCCAGUGUAUUGAGCGAAGUUUAUCAAUGAUCAUUGGUUUAUUAUCAAUUGAAAUAAUUGGUGGUGUAUAUUGUCCAUUAUCACCAGAAAAUCCCAAACAACGUCUUCAAAAUCUUAUAGAACAAACACAAGCUCGUCUCAUACUUGUUCAUUCAUUAACAAAUCAAAUAUUUAAAAAUAAUUUUAUUACAUAUGAUAUUGAUACAAUCAUAAAUUGUGAUGAUAAAAUUACAAAUGAUGAUCUCUAUCAAUUAUCAUAUAUUUUAAUAACUCCAGAUAAUAUAGCAUAUAUUGUUUUUACAAGUGGGUCAACAGGAAUACCAAAAGCGGUCCAAGUACGGCAUCGUAAUUUAACUGCUUAUAUGCAAAGUCUUGCCAAAAUUACAGUAUUUAAAAAAAGUGACAAUGUAAUACAAAUCGCAAGUUGUUCUUUUGAUAAUCAUUUUCAAGAUAUUUUUGUAACAUUAAUGAUUGGUGCUGGUUUAGUUAUAUUACAUCCUCAUGGUAAUAAAGAUUUAACUUAUUUUAUUCAUCAAUUAAUGGACAAAGAUGUGACUAUUUUGGAAGCGGUACCAAGUUAUCUUGAUAUAUUAUGUCAACAUCUUGAAAUACAAGACGCAAAUGAAUGUUUAAAGAAAUUACGAACAUUGAGUAGUGGAGGUGAUGUUUUAACAAAUCAAAUAAUGUCACGUUUAAAAAAAUAUGCAUCUGUACCAUCGUCAUCGUCGUCAUCGGACGGCUGUCGGCUAUGGAAUACGUAUGGACAAGCUGAAGCAACAAUUACUUCAACAUAUUUUCAAAUAGGAUUCGAUUUUGAUUGUGAUAAACAAGUGAUGUCAAUUGGAAAACCACUUCCUAAUUAUCAUUGUUCAAUUAUAGAUGAAUAUUUUCAGUUUGUUGCUGUUAAUCAAGAAGGUGAAUUAUUUGUUGGUGGUGCAUGUGUAUUUGCUGGAUAUUUUGGUCGUAAUGAUUUGACAGCAAAAAUAUUGAUGGAAAUUAAUAAUAAUAUAUUUUAUCGAAGUGGUGAUCUUGUUCGAUGCGAUAAUCAAGGUUUUCUCUUUUUUAAAGGUAGAAAAGAUCAUCAAGUAAAAUUACGAGGACAACGUAUUGAAUUGGCUGAAAUUGAGAAAUGUCUUAUGAAUGCAUCAUUACUUGUAUCUGCUUGUUCUGUUAUGAAAUGGAAAGAACAACAUUUAGUUGCUUAUGUUCAAUCUUCUCAUAUCGAUGAAGAACAACUACGCCAACACUGCCAAUCUCAUCUUCCAUCGUAUAUGGUACCAGCAAUAUUCAUUAUACUUGAUAAACUACCUUUAAAUUCAAAUGGAAAAAUAGAUAGAAAACUUCUACCGCCACCUGAUUUUUCAUCGUCAACUGAUAAUAUUGAUGGUAAUGUGGCGCACACUACUUUAGAAAAACAAUUACAACACAUAUUUAGUCAAGCUUUCCAUAUUGAAUCUCCUCAUGUUGAUAUUCCUUUCGGUCAACUUGGUGGAACAUCAUUAGGUGCUAUCUUUGCACUGACAUUGAUUCGUCAGCAGAUUUAUAAUAAAGUUGACAUUGGCCUUUUAUUUGCUAAUCCAUCUAUUCGACAAUUGGCUAUAGCAAUAGAACCGUUCUUGAUUUCGAAUCAAUCACAAAAGAUAGUGCUCGCACCCAAUCAAUCUCAUGAAAUACUUCUUCGUUUUUCACCUUCAUUUGUUAUAGAAUCUGUAGGUAUUCUAUUUCUUGUCUGUCAAUGGUUAUGUCCAAUUAUAUUAAUUCAUCGAUGGUGUUCAUUCCUUUUUCCAAUCUUACCAGCAUUUCAUCUUUUAUUCUAUGUCAUCUGCUCGCGUCUAUUGUCACCACGCUACAUCAAAACUGAUAAUCUUUUCUCUUGGAAUUAUUAUCGAUGGUGGUGUUUAGAUCGACUAUGGAAUAAUAAUACAUUUUGGUUGCAGCAUAUACUUGGCACAUCACUCUACAAUUAUUAUCUUCGUCUUUGUCGUGCGCGAAUUAGUCUCAACACUCAUAUUUAUACCACAGCUAUCGAUGCUCCGUGGUUGUUAGAAAUUGAUGAUGAAUGUUGGAUUGGUAGUGGAACGUAUUUGAAUUGUUUAUAUUUUAAUGAUGAUAACACGUUCAAACUGAGUCCAAUUAGAAUUGGACCUAAUUGUUCAAUCGGUACACGAUCAGUUCUAUUUGAUGGAGUUGAUAUGCAAAACAAUAUUAUUGUUCAACCAAUGUCGUCAGUCACUGGCUUCGUCGCCUCUGGAACGAUUGUUGAUGGUGAUGAACACAAAUCUCUUCCAUUAGACAUCUCCAUUGUGCAGAGUAACAGAUCAUUAUCGAUAUGGCAUAAGAUCUACCAAAUUAUUGUAAUCAGCUCGAUAAUCUGUAUUCAUUAUACACUUUUGAUCCUCGUCUAUAAAGUUUAUUCAGUUGGACAAAUACCACUACCAAUCAAUAUUGCUUUUUGCUGGACUUUAUGGUCAAUUAUUGGCUGUUUCAUUUCUCUUCUCCUCUUGAAAUUCGUAGUUGGCUCUUGCGCUGCUGGUGAAAUAUAUCCGAUAGCAUCUAAGUUAUAUUUACAAAAAAUAUGGCUUCGUCAAUUAAUUGUAUCUAGUUUUUAUCAUGCUUGGCUAUUGCCGACUAGCUACGAUUAUCUUUAUCCUUAUGUUCUUCGUUGGUUAGGUGCUCAUGUCGAAGAGAAUGUUAAACUCGCUGAGAUAGACACUUUUCUAUCCUGUCCAACAAAUCUAUUGAAAAUUGAAACAGGUGUCACUACUUUUGGUGGAGUCCUAAUAGUUUCUACUGAGUUGACACUCUCAGGUGAUCAUCGUGUAGAUCAAAUAAUACUUGGAUCUCACACAAACCUUGCCAAUGGAUGUUCAAUUUUACCUGGUAGUUGCCUUGAAUCUGAGACAAUUAUUGGCAAUUUAACACGUGUCUCACGAGAGACAAAAAGCAAAUGCGGAGAAGUUUUUAUGGGUGUUCCAGCUCGUGCAAUGCCAUUCCAAAUGCCUCCCAGGCUAGAAGUACAAGAUCAAAUUGGAAUCAUACCAUUUUGGCAUACGUGCUUGUCUCAUUAUGUUAGUAAAUGUCUUUUAUUAAGCAUUUAUUCGUUUGGUGGUCUUGUUGGUGGAUCAGUCAUUCGUACAAUACUUGUCUGUAGCCUUUAUCGAUGUCGUUCAUAUAUACGCCAUCAAAUUGUACAACAAAUAAUAGGAAUAAUGAGUCAAGAUUAUGAACAAUUUAUUUGUCCAUUUCUUGGCAAUACACAAUGGCUGAUUCGACUAUUUCAAGCAUACGGCGCUCAUAUUGGUGAGAAUGUCAUAAUGCCUGAUAUAUCGAGUAUUACUGAUUAUCAUUUGAUGACUAUUGGAGAUAAUGUUCGACUUAAUAUGGGUACACAGAUACAGUGUCACAGUUUCGAACAACGUAUUUUAAAACUAGCUCCUGUAUCAAUCGGUAAUUCAUGUAUACUGAUGAGUUACUCAAUUGUAAUGGCAGGCUGCAAAAUAAUGAGUAACAAUCGUCUUUAUCCCAUGACAUUGAUAAUGAAAAAUGAUCAAUUACCACCAGAUACUCACUGGAAAGGAGUUCCUGCACGUAAGUCAGGUAGAUAG